CAUCGAAGAGAGGAGAUACCCUUCCAAUGAGGUAGCCUGACGAAUCAAAUAGAGCCCUCGAGUUUUGCGUGACAUUUCGAACAAGUUGGAAAAAAAACAUCAAAGGAUAGAACAGCCCUCUCAGCCCAUCCCUGUAGCCGCAGGACCAUGUGCCAGUGAUGACUAGCUGUUGUAUUCCAGAGGCCCACCUUGGCAGCUAGAGGAGAGGCUCCGCCCCAUCACCGCGAUGGCAGCGUUGCCGCGGUACGCCUCCCCCAUGUCUGUGCCUGGCAUGUUGCUCCUCCCCCUGCUCCUGCUGCCCCUCCCCAUCGCGCUGUCCCAGAAACCCCUGCUCCUCUCCCCGACCGACCCCACGCCCGCCUCCCGGGACCUUUCCCGGCCGGAGUGCACCCGGAGAGAGCACCCUGUGGUCACCUUCCAAGCCCUGAGUCCUUGGAUCUCUAUUUUCUCCCACCCGGGCGUGAGAGACUACUCCCAACUGACCCUUGAUCUGACCAGGAAUGAGCUGAUAGUGGGUGCAAGAAACUUCCUCUUCAGAUUGAGUCUCAACAACGUGUCUCUCAUCCAGGCAACGGAAUGGAUUCCAGAUGAUGACACCAGGAGGUCCUGUCAGAGCAAAGGGAAGAGCGAGGUAGAGUGUCAGAACUACCUCCGCGUGCUACUGGUCAAUAAGACUGAGGUCAUCACCUGUGGAACCAACGCCUUCCAGCCCCUCUGUAUCACCCGGGAGGUGGGGAACAUGUCCAGCGUGUUGGAUCGUGUGAACGGCGUGGCACGGUGCCCGUAUGACCCUCGCCAUAACUCCACGGCGGUGGUGACGGAGAGUGGUGAGCUGUUCGCCGCCACUGUCAUAGACUUUUCGGGUCGCGACCCCGUCAUCUACCGGAGCCUAGGAGGCAUGCCACCCCUUCGGACUGCCCAGUACAACUCCAAGUGGCUCAACGAACCCCAUUUCAUCUCAGCGUACGAUGUGGGUCUCUUCACCUUUUUCUUUCUGCGUGAGAACGCCGUGGAACACGACUGUGGGAAGACUGUCUACUCCCGGGUGGCCCGGGUCUGUAAGAACGACAUCGGAGGGCGGUUCCUACUGGAGGAUACCUGGACCACCUUCAUGAAGGCCAGGCUGAACUGCUCGCGCUCAGGAGAGAUCCCCUUCUACUAUAACGAGCUGCAGAGCACCUUCUAUCUGCCUGAACAAGACCUCAUCUAUGGGAUUUUCACCACCAACGUGAACAGUAUAGCAGCGUCUGCAGUGUGUGCAUUUAACCUUAGCUCCAUCACCCAGGCCUUCAACGGGCCCUUCCGUUCCCAGGAGAACCCUCGCUCUACCUGGCUGCCCACCCCCAACCCCAUCCCCAACUUCCAGUGUGGGACCAUAGAUGACGACGGCGGUCCUAAUGAUGGUCUGACGGAGCGCAGCCUCCAGGACGCCCAGCGGCUGUACCUGAUGAACGACGUAGUGCAGCCCGUCUCUGUGGACCCCUUGGUCAUGCAGGACGAUGUGCGCUUCUCCAGGCUGGUAGUGGACAUCGUACAGGGUCACGACACCCUCUACCACGUCAUGUACAUCGGCACAGAAUACGGCACCAUCCUGAAGGCCCUGGCCACCACCAAUAAGAGCCUUCAGGGGUGUUACCUGGAGGAGAUCCAGCUCCUCCCCCCUGGGGUGCGGGAGCCAAUCCUGAACCUGCAGAUCCUUCACAGUGAUAGGUCACUGUUUGUGGGACUCAACAACAGAGUUCUGAAGAUUCCAUUGGAGAGAUGCUCCAACUACAAGACUGAGACGCUAUGCCUGGAGGCACGGGACCCCUACUGUGGCUGGGACAGAAAACAGAGAAGCUGCACCACUCUAGAGGACAGCUCCAACAUGAGCCAGUGGAGUCAGAACAUCACUGUGUGUCCGCUGAGGAACCAGACCACCAAUGGCGUCUUUGGACCCUGGACGACGUGGCAACCAUGCAGCAAUGACGAUGGCGACGGCACCAGCUCCUGUCUGUGUCGCUCCAGGGCGUGUGACAAUCCCUCUGCUCGUUGUGGUGGGAGGAACUGUGAGGGGUCCACCAUCGAAGUCUCCAAUUGCUCCAGAAAUGGAGGAUGGACACCAUGGUCGUCAUGGGGACAGUGCAGCACCACCUGUGGAACAGGGUUUGAGAUGCGCCAGCGCUCCUGCAACAACCCGCCCCGACAUGGGGGACGUGUGUGUGUGGGCCCGGUCAGGGACGAGAGGUUCUGUAACGAGGGUGUGUCGUGUCCCCAGCCUAUCUUCUGGUCCCUAUGGGGUGCCUGGGCUAAGUGCAGUGCAGAGUGUGGAGGAGGGGUCCACUCCAGGGUCAGAAGCUGUGAGAACGGGAACAGCUGCCCAGGCUGCGCAUUGGAAUACAAGGCGUGUAACCUUGAGGCGUGUCCAGAGGUGAAGAGGAACACCCCUUGGACCCCGUGGAUGCCUGUCAACGUGACGCUGGGCGGAGCACGCCAAGAGCAGAGGAUGCGCUACAUGUGCCGUGCCCAGCUGGCAGACCCUCACGAGCUGCAGAUUGGACGACGCAAAGUAGAGACCCGCUUCUGCCCCAACGACGGCAUGGCCACCUGCGAGACUGACACUCUGGUGGAGGACCUCCUGAGAACCCCUGUGGUACGAGUGGCGGGCUCCGGCUGGUCGUCAUGGGAGACGUGGUCCGCCUGCUCCCAGGACUGUGCCAAAGGGUACCGUACCCGCAAGCGCACCUGUGCCACGCCAGAGGGCAAGGUUGCCCCCCCAGCCUGCAGGGGUUCGCCCGUAGAGUACCAAGACUGCAACUCUCAGGCCUGCCCAGUGAGUGGAGCCUGGUCCUGUUGGUCGUCCUGGUCUCAGUGUUCGGUACCCUGUGGUGGAGGGCACUAUCAGCGUACCCGCUCCUGUAACAAGCCCAGCCCUGGCAACGGAGGAGAUAUCUGUAUUGGCCUACACACUGAGGAAGCGCUGUGCAACACACACCACUGUGACGGCGGCUGGAUGGCCUGGUCUCUGUGGUCAGCAUGUGAUGACGUAGGGCUGCAGGUACGCAGCCGGGGCUGUGGGGCUCAAGGCUCCGCCCCCUGUGUGGGAAACAGCACUGAGCACAGGGACUGCAACGAGAUUCCAGUGAUUCUCCCUGCGUCUGGCUUUGAUAAGGACCAGCAAUGCAGAGCAUUCACCUCUCUGCACCUGAUAGCCACAGGCGUGUCUUGUUUCCUGGGGGCGGGCCUUCUGUCCUUCCUGGUCUAUGUGUACUGCCAGCACUUCCACAAGCCCUCGCAGGAGUCUGCCGUCAUACACCCAACCACACCCAACCACCUCAACUACAAGGGCAACACCACACCAAAGAACGAGAAGUACACGCCCAUGGAGUUCAAGACUCUGAACAAGAACAACCUGCUCCCAGACGAGAGGUCUAACUUCUACCCAACACCCCUGCAGCAAACUAACGUUUACACUACCACCUACUACCCCACAGCGCUGGGCAAAUUUGACUACAACAGGCCUGACUCCUCCCCUUCCCCUUGCAGAACCUAUAACCACAGCUGAGACACACACCCCAAGGACCCCAGCCCCACCUACCUACCCAGACUGAACUCCACCCCCAUCGCCAUGGUGACAAAUGCCAUGGUGACUGAACACAACCUAAGACCUGGAUCUCAUUUUUGCUCUCCUUUCCUUUAUCCCAUGGUAUCGCCAAAAUGGUGGGGUGUGUGUGUGUAAGGGUAUACCUGGAAUGUACUAUCAGCACUCUGUAGGGGUGGAUACAGUAUGAAUACUGAUGCCUCCCCUAGACUCACUAACUAGAGCCAGGAACCUGAUCCUGGUACUGGACAUCACAGUGUCAACGUAGUGCUUUGAUGGAGAGCUGAAUGAUGAACUCCAUAAGACACUAUAAGCUACAGUAUGGUUUUGGACAAUGACUUAUCCCUGUGGAACUUGACAACCUGAUCCCCUUACUGUGGGUGUUGUGCUAUUCAGAGAGGCUAGAGGUGGCUUUAAGAGAUACUCAAAAUGGCCACAUCUUCUCCUCUCUGGUCUGUCUGGUCACCUCUAUGAAUGAGUCUCUAUGACACCAACUUCCCCUCUGUCUGCAGCUUUUAUCCCCAUUCUAAACUCAGAAUUCUCCCAACAACAAGUUACCGGGAACAUCCCAACCGGCGCAUAUCCUGGUGUCUGUCCUUGCUUCAGUGCGGUGGUUGCAAAUCAUGAGGAAACCAAAAAAAUUACUAAAUUAAUUCAAGAGAUCAGGAGGCCAAUAUCAGUUCUAUUGGGUUUGGAGGUGGAUGGAUGAAUGCACUCAGCUCACCUCAUCACAUGACAUGAGGAGGACAAGAACCUGGGACUUCAGCUCUGCCAUGUUUUUGGGUGGUACUAGAGGACCAGGGGAACAGAGGCACAUCCAUGGAUGGCAGCGUGUGAUCGGUUAUGGACAAAACACUACCUAUAUUGGUCCACACAGAUACAGACAUACUCAUUGCUGGAUAGACUCUAGUUUUAAUCUGCUUAUGUCCAAACAAGGCCCCACACAUCAGGCUGCCUAGCUGUGUUAUGUAAUGUAUAGGUAGGCUUCCCAGGGAACGAUCUGAACAUGGGAUAGAGAUCUGAGGUUUCUGACUGAGAGAGUUGGAAUCAGUUGACGGGAUAUAGUUGGUACAGCUUUGGGUUGUCUCGGGUGCCUGUCUGUAUGCAACAGAGGGGAUAAUGUGGGGUCAGAUUAUAUAAAGACUUCUAGAAGGGAAUUCCCUUGAUUCUAGAAUGAAAUGGAUGCAUUCUACUGAGCACUGUACCUACCUACUACCGCUCAGUGUGAAAACUGGACUGCAACCGCAUUUUGAUAUGAUAUCAUACAAGCUAGAAUAAGAAGCUAGUAGUGUGGCACCUUUUUUUAAGUGUUUUUUUUAUGAGGAGGUUAUUUGUUUAAUGCUAGAGAGAGAGAACAGUAGUAUAGGAGGAAAAGUUUUAUUUCACAAAUAAUAGCUGAUUCACUUUUUAGUUUCUCAUCAGUUUCACAUCACAAAAUACAUUAUUUUUACAUUUUUCAAAGCAGCUUAGUAGCCAAUGUGUAUCUGACAUAUUUUACAAAUAAGAACAAAAAAAUAAAACACAGAUUCAUGUAGAAGCAAAUAUAAGUCUGACUGUAGCAAAUAUUAAUGGAUCCCUCUCUUAACAUUGCUAAAUCAUGCUUAGAAAUAGUGGUAUGAGAUUAAUGUUUUGCUUGUAUGUGUAUGUUUGCUUGCUUCGUAUGUGUAUGCCUGUGAGCUUGAAUGAGGAGAGGAACAGACAACUCUGUAUGUAUUUUGUACAAUGUAAAGGUAAUGCUUUAUUACAUAUGACUGUAUAUGACGGGAUCUGUAAAGGACCAUGUGCAUUUCUUCACACAUUAUGAUGAUGGCACUCCUGCCGUUCCGCUGGGUUUCUGUGUGUUCCACGUAUAAGAUGUUAAUCAUUGUAAGUUUAAGGAGAGCUGCACGGUUCUCAUGGGGAAGCUUGGAUCAUAAAGGAAUUUGAGAAACACAACUGAGCUAUAUUUUCUUAUUAUGCCUGAUGUUAUGCUAAUUCAGCAGCAAUGCUUCUAGUUCCUCUCAUAGAAAUAGAAGGAUUUUAUUCUAUCAUUCUAAUUCUAUAGUUCCGCUAUAUGCACGAGAGCUCUAUCUGUACAUAAGAGACAGCCUUCGAUCUGCAGACCAUUAAUGACAUCUAAAGGUUAGUAUAAUGUAAAUGUAUAUUAUUGUAUAGCUAACACUGUUUUUUGUUUUGUUUGUUUUGUUUGAAGCCUUAUAGUUGUUAAAAAGUGCAGCAGCUAUGUACACACCAACCAUGGGGUUUGUAAGGGGAUAGAGCUAGUCAAUGUGACUGGUUGACUACGGCCUAGACAUCUUUUCCAGGGAUGUAUUCAUUCCACCGAUUCUGUUGCAAAAUGUUUCGCAAACGGAAUGAAACGAAGAGGGACGUACAUGAAUUUGUCCAAUAAAAACUCUUGUUUUUCUCUUUUAGCUUUCCGUUUGGGUCUUAAACGGUUUCCGUAAUGAAUACACAACAGCUGUUUCGUUACUUUGUGCAGAUGUACAGUUUGGCUACAUCUUGUGUAGUAUCUUAGAGUAACAAAGACAGCCCGUCGUUUUAGAGGCACUUGUGCCAGUUUAAUACAGAAUCAAUGUCACCACCAUAACAAAGCAUUUAUAAUUAAAAGCCCUACCUUAAUAAAACAUGUAAAAUAAGAACUUGAUACAGCAAAUGUACAACAAAGAGUCAUGUAAAUUAGAUGAAAGUAAUUCUGCUGUUUAGAGGACUUAAAGUAACACUUCCAUCCUGUGGUUUUCCUUUUCCACACAUGCCUCACCCACGUUUCUUGGAUUUGUAAUUCGUUCCGCCUAAAUGGUGACUCCCUCUAAUUUGCUUCCCUUGGCCCUGUAGUCACUUUUGAUUGGACAAGCUGGAUGCCACAUUGUGGAGCUCUGUCCCCUGAUUGGCUCGGUGCCCUUCUAUGCAACUGACCUGGUGGUACUGUUAGAUAUGUGACAUAGACUGUAAUCACUGCCUUUUAGACACUGUGAAUUUUUUGGUACUCUAUAUUUUUGUAUAUUGUACAUUAUAAAGGAUAAUAAACCUUGAUGCCAACA
Messenger RNA from Oncorhynchus gorbuscha (pink salmon), 6618 nucleotides. Its product is annotated as semaphorin-5B-like. Gene Ontology annotation, molecular function: semaphorin receptor binding; chemorepellent activity. Lineage: Eukaryota; Metazoa; Chordata; Actinopteri; Salmoniformes; Salmonidae. The record is from RefSeq and is a predicted model, not a curated record. Gene Ontology annotation, biological process: neural crest cell migration; semaphorin-plexin signaling pathway; axon guidance.